AUGAGCCAAACUAACCGACGGUUCUCUUGUAGCAAAAUGUGGCCAGGGGGGGAGAAAAUAAAGACAGGCGAUGUUGUGAGCGCUCCCAGCAUGUCGCUAAAACCGGAGGAAAGUCGGCUUUAUUUCACCAAAAACUCAUCAGGAACCGGCGCUGGCAGACUGAAAGAAUCCGACAAUGCAGACGCAAACGUUUACGGAUCCGGGCGCAUUAAUUCGCAAGGCUGUGGCAUAGAAAAACACUGCUGUGAAACAGCUGCUCGUCCUCAGGAGUUGUUAAACGCUGGAAGCCGUAUGGGCGACAGCCCCUCUUUUACUGCCUGCGCCACAAUCUCAGAAACAGCCAGGGAGCUCUGCAAAGCCGUGUCCGUGUCGCUGGGUCUGGCCAUGGAGUCCAAUGACACUAGCGACGUGGACCCUGCUCUCCCCCCGUGUGCCGCAAAUGACCAUAUACGCGGAGAGAAUUUGUUCGGAGUCGGAGCCGUGCCCCUGAACUGUCCUGGAGCCCAGGCUGCUGCCACCGAGUACAGGUGCCCCGACAGGGAUGACCGGACCCGGCAGCAGAAGCAACUGGUGGAAGUGUCCAAAAGUUCAGACACUGGUGCGCCUCUGCACCACUUCAGGUCCACUCGGACAUGUGUGGAUGAGCAAAACUUCACACUGUGCGAGGCUGAUGACAUAACUUCAACAGCGCGUACUGCCUCUUGCCCCUAUGCUUCAUCCGCGCCAGGCAGCUUGACACGGUUCGGCCAGACGGCUGCGGAGAGGCCGUGUCGAGUCUACAAACCACCCGAUGAAGCGAGGGAGUCCGCGGAAGCCAUGGAGAGCAAGUUCGGUGGUUAUCAGCCAGAACAAUACAGCGUCAAAGUCAAAUGUGAGGACAACGAAUCUGCGUUAUGGGCCAGUAGUUACACCUUCAAAGAGAAAUGCAACUCUCAGUUCUGGGGUUCGAGGCAUUGCAUGAAUGCGCACAGCACAGGAGCCAGCACCGCGUUCAUAUGUAAUCCAUAUGAGAGGAGCGUCAUGCGCUCUGAGCAGUGGUACCCCGACGGGAUGCUGAGGCCGCCCUAUCCCAACUCCAGCUACAUGAAGACUGAAGUCGGCGAAUGGCUGGAUGUCACCUACAACGACAACAGGUUUAAGGCUGGCAGAGAGCACAUGUUCCCCAUGGAAUUCUUCUUUCCGCCACAGAGGACGUGCCUGAUCUGUUCAGACGAGGCAUCUGGCUGCCAUUAUGGUGCUCUCACCUGUGGCAGCUGCAAGGUUUUCUUUAAAAGAGCUGCAGAAGGCAAACAGAAAUACCUGUGUGCAAGCAAAAAUGAUUGUACUAUUGAUAAACUAAGAAGAAAGAAUUGUCCGUCCUGUCGGCUGAAGAAGUGUUUCGAAGCUGGGAUGACUCUCGGAGCACGUAAACUAAAGAAGAUUGGACAACAGAAAAACCCAGAAGAGGAUCAUCCCGUGCAAGACCCUUCAGAGGUCAUCCAGAAUAUCUCUCCUAAAUCGGGCCUGAAUUUAAACUCCCAGAUGUUCUUUCUCAACAUCCUGGAGUCCAUUGAGCCCGAGGUGGUGAACGCGGGACACGACUGCGGCCAGCCAGACUCAGCUGCCACCCUGCUCACCAGCCUCAACGAGCUGGGAGAGAGACAACUGGUCAAAGUGGUCAAAUGGGCAAAAGGACUGCCAGGUUUUAGAAAUCUCCACGUGGACGACCAAAUGACUGUCAUUCAACACUCAUGGAUGGGGGUGAUGGUGUUUGCCCUGGGAUGGAGGUCCUAUAAGAACGUCAAUGGCAGGAUGCUUUACUUCGCCCCAGAUCUUGUGUUCAAUGAACAUCGGAUGCACAUUUCCACCAUGUAUGAGCACUGCAUUAGGAUGAGACAUCUUUCACAGGAGUUUGUGCUGCUGCAGAUCACCCAGGAGGAGUUUCUCUGCAUGAAGGCCUUGCUCCUCUUCAGCAUUAUUCCGGUCGAGGGUCUGAAGAGUCAGAAGUACUUUGAUGAGCUGCGUCUCACCUACAUCAACGAGCUGGACCGACUCAUUAACUAUCGAAUGACGACCAAUUGCUCUCAGAGGUUCUACCAGCUCACCCGCCUCCUGGACUCUCUCCAGAUGACAGUAAAGAAGCUCCAUCAGUUCACAUUUGACCUUUUUGUCCAGGCUCAGUCGCUCCCCACUAAGGUCAGCUUUCCUGAGAUGAUUGGGGAAAUAAUCUCAGUACAUGUACCAAAGAUCCUGGCAGGUUUGGCCAAACCAAUCUUGUUUCACGAGUAGAGGGAUUUUUUUUAUAUCAAAAAAUGACUCAGCUUUGUUGCCUCCGUAAACUUUAACUAAGGCUUUGCACUGUUUCCCUACAUGUUCAAUCUAAUAGCUCUUAGGCCUGUCCUGUAAUCAUUAUUUUAUUGCUCAAGUCUUUUUUUUUUCCCUUUUAGCCAUAAUUGAGACUGUUUGUUCAGAACUGUUCAAGCUUUUAUCUGAAGAGCUGCAAGGCAUCACCUGUUGACAGCUCUACUGUUUCUAAGUGUAGAGUUUGUGUUUGCGGUUUGAGCAGAGAUGUUGCUUCACACACGCAGUAAGUCUGUAAAUCAUGAUUAUAGCAAACUAAAGGUAAAAGGGUUAGAAGCAUUACGUUUUGCAUGUGACCAUGACUAUACAUACACUUGAUGAGGCACACAUACUGAAAAACAAGAGAAGAAGAGAUGGCCCAAAGAGCACGUGAGAACUGAAUCAUAGAAAUAAAGAGAGAGCUGUUUUUAUAAUCACUGCCUUCAGGUGCAAGCUCCCGUGUGUGAAAUCAAGAGUGGUAAAUACAACUCAGAAGGUAUGUAAGUGCUAAAAUAAGAAAUGUGUAGGUUCUAGGUUCAUUUUAAAUUUCACAUAGUUUAACCGAAACAUAAUUUUUUUUAAUUAAACUUUCGAACAGAUGCACAAAAUCCUGAAAUCUCAGUGUGGCAUGAAAUGUGUCAUUAAACUGUGUAAUAUUACCAGAGUCUUUACUAUAGCUAUCAGUGUAGAUGUGAUAGUCAAGUGUUGCAACUGUAAAACUUGUGUAGUCAAAUGUAAAUAACUAGACUUGUUGAAUAAUUAGGAUUUCUCUGCUGUGUUAAUGUAUAGUAGUUGUUGUGCUGCAGGUGGGUAAUUAAGGAUAAUUAAUUAAUAAUGAAUUCCAUUAUUGUUACUACCAUUAAUGGGCUCACAUGCUUCUGAGAAGCUAAUUCUCUCCCAGUUGUAUUUACCACUUCAUUGGUUUUCACAUAAGUGUUUCUGACAGCAGUCAGAGGUAGGUAGCAGGAGCAGUACUUUAUUUGCUUUUCAAUAUUUAAAUAUUUGACCGUAAAAAAAAAAUUCUCAUUCAAUAUUGACUUCAAAAUAUUGGCAUAAAAUUGGACUUACUGAAGAUUAAAUAAUAAAUUCAAGGGCUUCUUUACCUUGUCUUUGAGAAAGACAGUGGAGACAAUGACAGGUUGUUGUAGUACUGUUGUUGUGUAUGGUAGCAGCCAUACAACCAAAAAAUCUCACACUGUGUAUUUUAAGCUUAAAGGAUAUUUCACAAUUUACUCUUGUCUCCUUCUGAAAUCAAUUAUCAUAUAUGAAUAGAAGUGCAAUUCUUAUACAUAGUGUGGCAUAGUGUACAAUUUCAGCUAAGUGACAGUCAAAAAAAAAGUUCUACUAUACCGCUGAACUUAAAACACUAUCUACACGCUUGGAAAAGAUUGCUGUAGCUUUUACACGUGUUGUCUUCACACAGUACAUUACCCUUGUGUGACUGAACCAAAGCAGCACAAUGCCGACAUCUGCAAGAUGUUAAAAACACAAAGACACUUAAUACAUACUGUCGCUCUGCAAUUAAAACCAUUUCCCAACAGGUUGGCAGCAAAUGUGUAGAGGUGUUUUCUUGAUGUUACUAAUUUUAAAGCAUUAACUAAUAAAUAUGUAAGUGGUGAAACUUGCUAAAGCAGGUACUUGGCAUAAGUGAAAUGAAGAAAAAAUUAUAUACGACAAUUAAAUAUUAAGAUAACUUUACAAAAACUAAGGCAACAUGAGUUAGUUAUUGACACUAAAAUGUAUUCUUACCAAAGAGAUCUUGCACCAAGUCUUGAACACUGCAUGAAAAUUUUAAUUUGUUAUGAAAUGAUUUGAAGAAACAUCGUGCCAUUUCCUGCAUGCCAAACUGUGUCUGUUUAGAUUUUGUGGCUUUAGAAAGUAUUGAACCCCCCCAUGAGAAUAUUUUAGCAUUUACCGUAAAGCAUGUAAAAGCAAAGCCAAGACCCGUGACAAUUACAAGCCUUUAUUUUAGUUUUAUCAAGAGAUUCAUUGAUAAAACUAAAACAAAGUCCUCAGUUCGUCUGCCACCAUCCCUGCCAGACAACAUCGUGACGACGGUGUCGUGCUGUGAGCGGCGGGUUGCAGCAGCAGGGACUGAGAGACUCAUAGGGACACAAGGAAGAAAGGAUGGCACCAAAUACAGACAAAUACUGAAUGAGAAACUUGACUCAGAGUGCCAGAGAUCUUAGAUUAGGGCAGUAAUAUUCCAACAGGACAAUAAAUACGAACUCACAGCCAGCUUAAAACUGGAAGGCCUUCAGAUGUAGAAUGUGAAAGUCCAUGACUGGCCCUGCCAAACCUCAGAGAUAAAACACUGAGAAAAAAAAAAUCAGUGGAAUGCUUUGAAGAUAACACAUGACAUACACUCACUGAAUACAAUUA
Toxotes jaculatrix (banded archerfish) is the source of this 4701-nucleotide messenger RNA. RefSeq names its product androgen receptor (gene ar). Gene Ontology annotation, biological process: male gonad development; regulation of DNA-templated transcription. The coding region runs from base 1 to 2268 and encodes 755 amino acids. Gene Ontology annotation, molecular function: sequence-specific DNA binding; zinc ion binding; DNA-binding transcription factor activity. The transcript has 8 exons. Lineage: Eukaryota; Metazoa; Chordata; Actinopteri; Toxotidae. The record is from RefSeq and is a predicted model, not a curated record.